Messenger RNA from Budorcas taxicolor (takin), 4107 nucleotides. RefSeq names its product ATP binding cassette subfamily B member 8 (gene ABCB8). Gene Ontology annotation, cellular component: membrane. Lineage: Eukaryota; Metazoa; Chordata; Mammalia; Artiodactyla; Bovidae. The transcript is spliced from 16 exons. Gene Ontology annotation, biological process: transmembrane transport. The record is from RefSeq and is a predicted model, not a curated record. The coding region runs from base 71 to 2212 and encodes 713 amino acids. Gene Ontology annotation, molecular function: ATP binding; ABC-type transporter activity; ATP hydrolysis activity.
GCCAACAUGGAGCCUUCAAUGGGAUCAGGGUGAAUCCGCUGUUGCCGGCUGGUCCGGUUCUCCCCACAUCAUGCUGGUGCACUUGUUUCGAGUCGGGAUUCGGGGUGGCCCCGUCCCAGGCAAGCCGUUGCUACCCCUCCGCUUCCAGACAUUCUCGGCUGUCAGGUCCUCCGAUGGCCGCCCCAGCACCUGCCUCCUCGGGGCCGUGGCCCGGCUGCGCUCACAGCUCCGGGCCCGCCUCCCUCAAGCACCCCCGGCUCCCAUCCGGAGCCCCUCUGCCUGGCACUGGGUCGGGGGAAUCCUCCUGGGCCCCCUGGUUCUGAGUAAGUGCCCCCGCCUCGGCCUUGUGGCACUGUGUGAGCCAGAAGAGGCCCCCCCGGCCCGCUCCAGACCCCGUGUCCUGGAGCCCCGCUUUAACUGGACGCUCUUCUGGCAGUUUCUGCGCCCCCACCUGCUGGUCCUGGGGGCAGCUGUCGUGCUGGCCCUGGGCGCAGCCUUGGUGAACGUGCAGAUCCCCCUGCUCCUGGGGCAGCUGGUGGAGAUCGUGGCUAAGUACACGAGGGACCACGCGGGCAGCUUCCUGACCGAGUCCCGGAGCCUCAGCACCCACCUGCUCCUCCUCUACGGCCUCCAGGGCCUGCUGACCUUCGGGUAUCUGGUGCUGCUGUCGCGCAUCGGCGAGCGCAUGGCCGUGGACCUGCGGAGGGCGCUUUUCUGCAACCUGCUCCGCCAAGACAUCGAGUUCUUCGAUGCUAAGAAGACAGGGCAGCUGGUGAGCCGACUGACGACGGACGUGCAGGAGUUUAAAUCCUCCUUCAAACUCGUCAUCUCCCAGGGGUUGCGGAGCUGCACACAGGUGGCCGGCUGCCUGGUGUCCCUGUCCAUGCUCUCCACACGCCUCACGCUGCUGCUGAUGGUGGCCACGCCUGCCCUGAUGGGAGUUGGCACCCUGAUGGGCUCAGCUCUCAGAAAACUGUCUCGCCAGUGUCAGGAGCAGGUCGCCAGGGCAACGGGUGUGGCAGAUGAGGCCCUGGGCAACGUGCGGACCGUGCGAGCCUUCGCCAUGGAGCAGCGGGAGGAGGAACGCUACGGAGCGGAGCUGGAGGGGUCCCGCUGUAAGGCAGAGGAGCUGGGCAGAGGGAUCGCCUUGUUCCAGGGGCUCUCCAACAUCGCCUUCAACUGCAUGGUCUUGGGCACCCUGUUCGUUGGGGGCUCCCUCGUGGCCGGGCAGCAGCUGACAGGGGGAGACCUCAUGUCCUUCCUGGUGGCCUCCCAGACUGUGCAGAGGUCCAUGGCCAACCUCUCCAUCCUGUUCGGUCAGGUGGUGCGGGGGCUCAGUGCAGGCGCCCGCGUCUUUGAGUACAUGACCCUGAGCCCCGGCAUCCCACUCAGCGGGGGCUGCAGCCUGCCCCGGGAGCGCCUGCGCGGCUCCAUCGCCUUUCACAACGUCUCCUUCAGCUACCCCUGCCGCCCCGGCUUCCCUGUGCUCAGAGACUUCAGCCUCACGCUGCCCCCAGGCAAGAUCGUGGCCCUGGUGGGCCAGUCCGGGGGAGGAAAGACCACCGUGGCCUCUCUGCUCGAGCGCUUCUACGACCCCACAGCGGGCAUGGUGACACUGGAUGGGCAGGACCUGCGCACCCUCGACCCUUCCUGGCUCCGGGGCCAGGUCAUUGGCUUCAUCAGCCAGGAGCCCAUCCUGUUUGGAACCACAAUCAUGGAGAACAUUCGUUUCGGGAAGGUAGACGCCUCCGACGAAGAGGUUUACGCAGCCGCCCGGGAAGCCAACGCACAUGAGUUCAUCACCAGCUUCCCAGAGGGCUACAACACCAUCGUGGGUGAGCGGGGUGCAACCCUGUCUGGCGGCCAGAAGCAGCGCCUGGCCAUCGCCCGAGCGCUCAUCAAGCAGCCCGCCGUGCUGAUCCUGGACGAGGCGACCAGCGCGCUGGACUCGGAGUCCGAGAGAGUCGUGCAGGAGGCCCUGGACCGCGCCAGCGCCGGGCGCACCGUGCUGGUCAUCGCCCACCGGCUCAGCACUGUGCGCGCAGCCCACCAGAUCAUCGUCAUGGCCCAUGGCCGGGUCUGCGAGAUGGGGACCCAUGAGGAGCUCCUGAAGAAGGGCGGGCUCUACUCGGAGCUCAUCCGGAGACAGGCCCUGGACACCCCGCCUCCGGAGGCACCUCAAGUCCUCGGGCACCGGCACUCCAAGUCCUGAGAGGUCUGGUCACUGCCAGGCGUCCAUGGCCGAGGCCAAAGCUCAGCUCAGGGGGACCUCCUGCAGACCCCGCCCCCAGGAGGAGAGCCAGCAUGCUGGGUGGGGCGGCUCCCCCUGCUCGGAAUAAAACCCCCGGGCCAGGCACUGGUCUGGGAGGAGGCUGGGCCCAGCUGUCCUCCUGCUGCCAGGCUGCCCGCCUCCUGCUGGAGCCGAGAGUCCUUGGGCUGGCCACCCAGGGGAGGGGGCGGGCUCCCAGGCCCCGCGCAGGUCCCCUCCCUUUGCCCAGCCCUCCUGACCCCUCUGCCCACCCUGCUGCGCCUCACCUCUAGGUACCUGACAGCUUAACGGUGUACAGGCCGCAGCUGCAAGGACUCUUCACAAGUCAGCGCUGGGGGAGGGCAGUGGGGACUCACCCCAGCAUUCCUCCCACACCCAAGCCAGUUCCUCCACGGACUCUUAACGUGCCUCUCAGACCCUGGGAGAAGCGGACCAGCCUCUGAACCAACCCUUCAAACCUACAGUCCCGUCCUGCGCACAGCUUCCCUUCUCCUGCCCCGUAACACAGUCCUUUAGACGUCGCCCCCCACCCCCCACUACCGUCUGAAUGGGACAGGUGCCUGGCGGGCCCCCUGGCCCAGGGGCGGGGGGUCAGGGGUGGCUGUAGUCUGUCACCUGGUGAGAACGUGGACCCCCGCCCUCUAGGUGGGGACACCUAGCUCUGACAGUGACAGAAGGGGGACACAUGCCCCAGCCCCCACCCACGGGGGACAGUCAGUGCUAACGCCCCCCCAGAGCCCACCAUGGAGCAGCUGACGCCAAGCUCCUUGGGCUGAUGAGACAGAAAAUCAGGACAACAAUGAGCGGCCACUGCCAGCCUCCCUGGGGUGGUCAGAGGAGGUCCCAGGUGCAGGUCUGACCAGAGCUGCCUCUUGAGAGAGGACAGGCCAGCUGCCCAGUGGCAUGAGCCUGCGACCCCGAAGCUGUGAGUUGGGUGGGGUGUCAGCUUCCGAGGGCCCUCGGAGCAGCCCAAGUUUCCCUCCAGCCCUGGUCGCCCCAGAACUGGUCACCCCUCCUCCCUGAGUUCUGCUCACGGCACUUCCCUCCAGGAAGCUUACCCCACUUCACAGCCCGUACCGGCUGACGACCCCGCCGAGUCUCGCCCUGGGGUGAGGAAGCAGGUUGCCCCAGUGAGCCCAUUUGGAUAUAUCCCACGGCAUAGAAGGGUGACCGGGGGCGGCUGCGGCUGCAGCUGGAGGCCAGCCUGGGGCAGCUUGCACAGCUCCAGUGUGCAUGCGGCAGCCAGGGCUCAGUCCCCCGCAGCCUCCGUGGAUGUGGUCCGGGAGCAGAUGCUACCGUUGGGCCACGACCAGCCUGCUUGGAUGCCCUGCUUUCUUGCUGAUGAGAGGUCGACUCCCUGGGCAGGCAGGCCUGGCCUGGCUCCAGCUUGCUCUGCCACUAAACCCCUCCCUGGGGAGGGCAGCCAAGGGCAGGUCUCAGCUUCCCGCCCUGGUCCACACUGGCCGGCUGGGCCCCUCCCAGCCCUGGCCAGCUCCUGUUCCACCAGCAGCCUCCAGACGUCUCCCGACACCAGAUCCCAGGUCUUUCCUUACCUCUGCAGGGUGGCCUCUCUGAAUCCUGCCCCCUCCUACCCCACCCCCUUUAGGGAAGUAGUGAGACCACGGAAGCCCCUGCGGUCAGCCGCCCACUCGUAGUCUUAACCCCAACCUCGGCUCCUGCAGCCAUUCCGCAUGGGCCAUAAACCCAGCUGUACUUCUAGUUGAGAGCUUGUUUUUAAGAGUUUAAUUAGAAUGAUCUGUGGUAAGGUACUUGGGGCUACAGCCUCAGACGCUGGUUACAUCUGUGCAGUAAACGGUGUUAUUCACUCCUUCAAGAUG